AGAGUGGCCUAUAAACUGCGGUGGAAGUUCAGAGUGGAAACCCCGUUGAGGUUCAGACAGGAAGUGCCUUUAAAGAGCGCGAUGAUGAAAGCCUUUUCCUUCCCGUCUCCGCAUCUGCGGCAUCGCCGUCGCCAUGCCGAAGCUGAGUAAAGAGGCAAAGCAGCGGCUGCAACAUCUCUUCAAAGGCGGCCAGUUCGCUAUCCGGUGGGGCUUUAUCCCCGUCGUGCUCUAUCUAG
Molecule: messenger RNA, 236 nt
Organism: Gekko japonicus
Lineage: Eukaryota; Metazoa; Chordata; Lepidosauria; Squamata; Gekkonidae
Product: mitochondrial import receptor subunit TOM7 homolog
Exons: 1
Biological process (GO): protein import into mitochondrial matrix
Cellular component (GO): mitochondrial outer membrane translocase complex
Source: RefSeq, a predicted model, not a curated record